Molecule: messenger RNA, 567 nt
Organism: Peronospora matthiolae
Lineage: Eukaryota; Oomycota; Peronosporomycetes; Peronosporales; Peronosporaceae
Source: the annotation of a GenBank genome assembly
AUGGCUAUGCACGACAAGACCGCAAGAUGGCAGCGCGUGUGCCGAUUUCGGCUGCUGAUGUGGCCCGGCUCUUGGAAGCUAGUGGGCGUCGACCGUGUGAUUGCGGUGGACUUGCACUGUGGCCAGAUCCAGGGCUUCUUUGGUCCGCACGUGCCUGUGGACAAUUUGGACGGAGGUCUCGUUGGCGUCUCGUACUUUGGGCAACCACGACGUAUCAAGGCUGGCGAGAUUGACCGCAUGGAUCUAGUGGGCCAAGUUAAAGGCUCGGACUGCAUUAUCGUGGAUGACAUGAUUGAUACAGCUGGCACGUUGUGCAAAGCCGCGCAGCACCUGGUCGAUCACGGUGCUAGCAACGCGGCGUUUGCCCCGCACGGUCUGUUUAACGGCGCUGCCAGUGAUCGCAUCAAGGCUUCGGCGCUCAAGGAGGUUGUGGUCGUCAACACUACGCCGUUGCCUAAGAGCUGUGAGGGCAACGAAAAGAUUGUGCAACUGGAUAUUGCUCCACUCUUGGCACAAGCUAUCCAGAAUAUCCACGGCAAGAAGUCAGUGUCGCAGCUCUUCCACUAG